Molecule: messenger RNA, 2886 nt
Organism: Spinacia oleracea (spinach)
Lineage: Eukaryota; Viridiplantae; Streptophyta; Magnoliopsida; Caryophyllales; Amaranthaceae
Exons: 2
Coding region: 274-2646 (790 amino acids)
Molecular function (GO): protein binding
Source: RefSeq, a predicted model, not a curated record
UCCUCUUUACCCCCACUCACCUCGUAACCGUAAUACUACUCAUUCAGUCAUACUCCCCCCCCCUGUUUAUAGCUCUAAUACCGGAUUUUUAUUAAACCUGCCACCCUUUUUAAAAUUUAAAAUAAACGAAAAAUAAUUCUCUAUUAUUUUUUAUUAUUUUUCGAGGAAUUAUUAUAAGGAAGCAUCUAACCCACUUUCUUUUCCCCUUUUUCAUCUCUUUCUCUCUCCUGCCCUCACCAAUUCCCGGUCUGCCCGCCCACCCAUCCAUCCACCAUGGACCCACCACCUCCACCCAUAUCCACCACCACCACCCUUCCCCCCACCACCACCACCACCGCCAACUACGCAGACUCAAUCGACUCCUCCCCACGCUCACGCGCCACUGACUUCGACGAUCCAUUCCAAUCCACCACAUCCUCCACAACAACCGCCAACAAACUCCGCCUCAUGUGCAGCUACGGAGGCCACAUAGUCCCUCGCCCACACGACAAGUCUCUCUGUUAUGUCGGAGGUGACACUCGUAUGGUGGUUGUCGAUCGUACCUCCACCCUUCCCGAACUCACCGCCCGCCUCUCCAAAACCGUCCUCAGCGGCCACCCUUUUACGCUCAAAUACCAGCUUCCUAAUGAAGAUCUAGACUCUCUCAUCACCGUCUCCUCCGAAGAAGAUCUGGAUAACAUGAUCGACGAGUAUGAUCGUCUCGUUGCUAAUUCCAGCGUCGGGAAACAAUCUAGGGUUCGUCUUUUUCUCUUUCCUACCAAACCCGAGGGGGCCACUUCUAUUGGGUCUAUAUUAGAUGGGUCAAAUAGGUCCGAGGAUUGGUUUUUGAACGCGUUGAAUGGGGCUGCUGCGCUUCAGAGAGGGUUUUCGGAUCCUAGCUCGGUUAAUUGUUUGUUGGGGUUAGAUGAGAAUGGGAACUUAAACAAUUUGGGGAGUAGUUUCGGGAAUUCGGGGUUGAAUAAUGAUAAUAAUGAUGGUAAUAUUGGUGCGAGUAGUAGUAAUUUGAAGGAGAUGGAAAUGGUUGGUUAUGGAGGAGAGGGUAAUAAUAAUAAUAAGGUGGGGAAAAUGGGGAAUUUGAAUCAGAGUAAUCAGGAUAUACAUUCCGUACCGGAUUCUCCAAUUAUUGAGAACCAUUCUUCGUUUGGGUCGACGUCUUCAUCGCCUUCGCUGGCGAAUUUGCCACCGAUUAGGGUUCAUGUCGACGAAGGGAGUGUAGGAGGGGGGGUUAGGGUUUUGGAGCAGAGGAUGGGAGGUGGGAUUGAAGAGCAGUUUGCUCAAAUGGGAGUGAGUGUUCAGAAACAGGUUGUGGAUGAUCAAGGUUAUAUGGUUCUUUCUUCGACUCCUACAGGUGUUCCUGCGGCUUUGAUGUCUGGGAUUCCUGCAUUAGGAGGACAGGGAGUGGGGGGCGGUGGUGGGGAGUUUGCGAGUCGGGUGUUUUCGGAUGAUGAGAGAUCAGACCAUGGGGGUAGAAAACAACAGCAACAGCAGCAGCAGCAGCAGCAGCAGCAAAUGGGUAUGGGACAGCCUAUGAUGAUGAGUUCACAAGCCCAACAGAGGCAUUUAAGUGGUGGUGAAUUGCCUUCUCCUGAUUCUGUUUCUAGUGACAGUAGCUUCUCGAACUCUCGACAAAAACCCAUCAUGUAUCAAGAUCCAAGUGCUCAGUCGGGAUCUGGAAGCAAUAGGCUCCCACAGAACAUGGUUGAUCCAAAUAACCGGCAGAAUAUGCAACAAGUUUCAGAAAAUGGGUAUGCAUUGCCUCCUCAAUACGACCAGCACCAACAGCAUAUGCUCCAGCAGCAACAGUCGCAGCACCAACAGCAGUUGAUGCAGCAACACCACCAGCAGCAGCAGCAGCUGCAGCAACAGCAACAACAGCAGCAACAACAACAGCAGCAGCAACAACAAGCACAAACUCAGCCACAGUCCCAGCAAUAUAUUCCUGCUGGUGGACAUUAUGUACACCACCCCUCUCCUGGUGGGAUGCCAAUGCAAGCGUAUUAUUCUGUAUAUCCUCCUCAGCAGUCACACCAUCAACAAUAUCCUGUAUAUUAUGUGCCUGCUGGGCAAGCUCAAGGUUACAGUUUACCUGUGCAUCAGCAACAGCAACAGCAACAGCAACAGCAACAGCAGCCUCCAAGUCUUGGUGAAGCAGCAACUUCCAAUCCUUCUAAUCGCCCUCAAACCCCACCAAACCCUUCUAUAAUCACCUCAGCUUCAGCCUAUAACCCUCCCAGGAAUGUUGUGCCCCCUCCAAAGCCUGACAUGAAUCAUGUUGUCUACAGAACAGCCACUGCAGCAGGUCCACAGCUCGUUCAAGUCCCGUCAAGUCAGCAUCAACCCCCUCAGUCACAACCUCAGUCUCAGCCUCAGCCUCAGCCUCAGCCUCAUCAGCAACAACAAUUUAUGGGUUAUUCACAUUCACAGAUUCAUCACCCAUCGCAAUCCAUUGCUCCCGGUUCAGCUGCUGGUGGUGGUGGUUUUGCAUAUGAGUUUUCAGAUCCUGCUCAUGCUCAAAUAUAUUAUUCUCAGGCUCUACCGCCUUCCCUGGCUGCUCAAUAUCAAGGUAUGACAUCAGGUCCUGCAAUGGUGUUGCCGGAUGGUUCUCAGCUUCCUAAUGAAAAUGUCAAGCAGCAGAUUCGGAGCUAGCCGCCGUAUCACAGAAACAAUUUUGAAGCAAGCCUUGGAAUUUGGUACGAGUAUACAUUAAUUUACUGUUUAUUUUCCGUCUAUCUUUAUUAUUUUUUCAGCAUUGGUGUGCCGUGUGUAUUUCAUAUAGGGAAUAAGUUGGGGCUUCUUGUAUCUUAUAUCGCCAUUUCAAUGCUAGUAUAUAGAAGUGAACUGAGACCAUACUGUAAAAGCUCAAAUUUAUAUAUCGUGUUUGUUUUA